Messenger RNA from Penicillium verrucosum, 966 nucleotides. RefSeq names its product FAD-dependent oxidoreductase. Bases 1 to 966 code for a protein of 321 amino acids. Lineage: Eukaryota; Fungi; Ascomycota; Eurotiomycetes; Eurotiales; Aspergillaceae. The record is from RefSeq and is a predicted model, not a curated record. Gene Ontology annotation, molecular function: FAD binding; D-amino-acid oxidase activity. The transcript is spliced from 3 exons.
AUGGAUGAAUGCGACCAUCUUGAUACUGAUGAGGUGCCCUUUCCUCAAAGACCCAUUGUAAUCCUCGGUGCGGGGAUCAUUGGCUGUGCGACAGCCCGGCAAUUACUGCUGAAUGGAUUCCCCGUGAUAUUGGUGGCCGAAUAUCUACCAGGAGACCAGAAUAUUUACUAUGCAUCGGCUUGGGCAGGAGCGGCGUGGCAUGCUGCGGGAGGUAUUACUCCCGAUCAACGAUACCUUCAAGCUGUCACACAUCGCAUCCUACUCAAGAUGGCACAAGAUGGACCCGAGGCAGGGGUGAGCAUUGUCAACGCACGAGAAUACCUCGAACAGAAACCUGCCCCUGACUCCGCGAUAUGGGAUCCCACGAGGCAUAUGCCUUAUCUUAAGAAACAGGUUGAGUCCCUUGGGGGUCAUUUUAUCCGCCAACGUGUCGAGUCUCUUCAGGAGCUGUAUGAUAUCUUCCCCGAAUCACGGGUGUUUAUCAAUGCGAGCGGUUGGGGCAGUAAAACCCUGACGGAUGUGCAGGAUGAUAAUUGUUUCCCGGAGCGAGGGCAGAAUGUGUUUCUGGCCACUGAUCAAUGCCACACACUCUACUUGCGAAAUGGCAAGGAAUAUACUUAUGUGAUCCCCCGGCCUCUGUCUAACGGCGUGAUCCUCGGUGGAGUGAAACAACAAGGUAACCUGUCACCUGAAGUCGAUAUGGAUAUCGCAUGGGAUGAGAUUGCACGCGCGCAUCGGUUAGCUCCUGAAAUUGUUCCCGAACAGCCAGCCGCAGAUAAAGUGAGUUACAUUAUUGGAAUCCGACCCUCCCGAAAAGGAGGGUUCCGUCUCGAGUCGGAGCGAAAGGGCAACCGGGUGGUGUUGUCAGCCUAUGGGUUUGGGGGUGGCGGGUUUGCCUUUUCAUAUGGGAUUGCCGAUGCGUUGGUCAAGAUGGUGGAGAGGGUUGAGCGUGAAAAUGUGAUCUAG